CCUCUAAAUUUAUUUAUUGCUUUAUUUAACAAGACUCAGCAAAAUCUGGAGAAAUUUUUUGUUUUUUGAUAAAUUGAAAUUCUAUUGAUAAUCUUUCUUAUCAAUAAGCUUCACGAGUGUUCAAUUCAGACUUUACAUUUGUAUGUUACACAUCAAAGGGACUUUCAGAAUCAAUUUUGACUUAUUUCACCAACAGUAAUGAUUCCAAAAUUGGCACUUAAUUCUUCUGCAAUUGUAAAAAACUUUCAGCACCGGCCCCAUUUAGAUGUUUUGAGGGGUCUGGCUUGCAUAGCAGUUAUUCUAUUUCAUUGCGACUUGCCAGAAUUUUCAAACGGUUUCCUCGGAGUUGAUGUGUUUUUUGUCCUCUCCGGAUUUCUUAUCACUUCAAUUUUGCUUCGAAGUAUUCAAAUUGACGGUCAAAUUAACUUCGGCAACUUUUAUUGUCGGCGCUUCAUAAGACUGUUUCCUGCGUCGGCAUUCGUUCUUUUUACGACUGCGAUUUUUUACCGAAGCGUCGAAUUACCCAGUUAUGUAUCUAAACAUGCCAAAUCGUUUGUCGCGUCGGCACUUUAUUUCGAAAACUGGCACGGACUGAAAGUGGUAAUGGAUUAUUUUCACGAUAAGGGCUCGGACCAAAGUCCUGUAGUACAUUUUUGGUCAUUGUCAAUUGAAGAACAAUUUUAUGCAUUUUUUCCAGCAAUUCUUGCCUUAAUUACCAAAUUAUGCCGCAAAAGAUGCGCUUAUAUUCUUAUGAUUUUCAUUUUGAUGUUAAUUCUAUCAGUAAUUGCAAAUGUACAAUUGUACAAUCGUUCUCAAUUGGCUUCAUAUUUUUCAACAUUUGGUCGACUAUAUCAACUGUUAACGGGAAGCAUAGCUGCGAUUAUUGUUUGCUGGGUUGAAAUUAGAGAUCUAUCAAACUCUGAAAUCAAAAAAAGAAACUCGAAAUCAAAACAAAUCAACUUUUUAUUUGAUUACGGGUCAGCUUUUCUGUUGGUUAUUACGACAGUUCUGCUGGCAAAACUAAACUUUAACACUUUGGUUCUCGGAAUGUUGGCAACGUUUUCAACUUUUACUCUUAUUCUUACUUUGGAGUUUUCCACAAAUGAAACACUGAUUUCAAAGUAUUUUUUGCAAAGUUCUGUUUUAAGCCGUAUUGGAAAGUAUUCAUAUGGUAUGUACCUUUGUCAUGUACCAAUAGCGAAAAUAGGAGACAUACUGAGGUUUUUACCCAGUCAUGGACCAUAUCGGGCCAUAGUUAUAUUAUUUAUGACGUUCAUGAUUUCGGCCAUAGUCUGGCACCUAGUUGAAAACCCAGUAAAAACCCAUGUUUCAAUCAGCGAGAAAAACCAAAGCGAAACUUUGUUGGUUUUUAUAAUAUCAACUAUCGUUUUGGCAUAUUUUCUGCACGUUUUCCUAGGCAAAAACUCUGUGCCGGCGCUGGAAAAUAGUUUCGGCUCAAUAAAUGACCAGGUUAUAGCGCCACCUAAGCUAACGACUUGUGAAAAGUUGGCAAAGUUUGGGUCUAUUUUUUUAGCCGGAGAUUCGUACACACAGGCUUGGAAAAGUGCAUUUGAAAAACACCGCAGAAGUUGCAAGAUUACUUAUAAGUAUAACGCGGUGGUUAAAGGGGCAGCAUUGUACUUGCCUAUUUCUAAACAAUUCGAUUUGCGACCGAAAACAUUCAACGAUUUGAGUGGCUUUCAUUCGUUUAUUAAUCAGUAUAUCACCCAGCAGCGACCAAACACGACUAUAUUUUUCACCAAGCAUCUUCAUCAUGCUGAAAUGUGGUACAAGAAUUUCGAAAGAGUUUCAGUUGCUGACAUAGCAACUUGGAAACUACUAGUUCGCGAACUUUAUGUUGACUUUAUUUCAUUUGUUACAAAGUUUACAACUCCGAUUUUUGUUAUCGAACAUCCUCAUCCAGAAAACGACGACCCAAGACCAUGUUUAAAAUGGUUGGAACGAAAAUAUGGAGUCGGAAACUUUCAAAAUCAUUCAAAUGAGUGCACCAUACGUAUCGAGUACGAUGUAGGUGUUGACUACCUUCAUACUCUGUUCUCCGAACUGAAGUUGAAGUUCAAAAACUUCUAUUUUGUAGACUUGGGAUUCGUUUUGUUUCAAACUAAGUCUACAAACUUCAAAAUACCUUUAAUUUACAAUGGAGUCUCAACUUUCGGCGACCCAGCUCAUCUUGGAUUCGACUUUGUGUUUCAGAAGUUUCCUGAUUUCAUUGAAGAAUUGCAUCGACAGAUGUACUCAGAAAACGGCUAUUCAUUCAACUCAACUCAUCUUAAUUAGGACUGAUAUCCAAUUUAAAAAAGCGCUUUUGUUAUACCCGCAUCCAAGUUUAGGCGUAAAUAUUUAAU
Messenger RNA from Symsagittifera roscoffensis, 2366 nucleotides. Its product is annotated as putative O-acetyltransferase SAR0937. Gene Ontology annotation, biological process: lipopolysaccharide biosynthetic process. The record is from RefSeq and is a predicted model, not a curated record. NCBI's taxonomy places the organism in Eukaryota, Metazoa, Xenacoelomorpha, Acoela, Convolutidae. The transcript has a single exon. Gene Ontology annotation, molecular function: acyltransferase activity, transferring groups other than amino-acyl groups. The coding region runs from base 199 to 2298 and encodes 699 amino acids. Gene Ontology annotation, cellular component: membrane.